AUGCUCCGCCAGGCGAUUCGAGGAGGAACUCGAUGGUGCCAUGGGGCUCGCUGCCCAUCGCUUCCCCGGUGCACAUUUGGCGCUGUAGCUGCGCGUCGCCUCCAUUUCGGCGGGCCAAACGAUAAGGUCAACUACUACGAACAAGACAACCGCGCGAGCAAAGUACGACGAAGAGUCGACCCGGAAGCCGAGGACAAUGAACAACGGGAAGAGGUGGAGAUAGAGCUUUCAAAGCUGCAGGAAGAGCUGGAGGAACUUGAGAAAGGCCCUUUCGAGCCUGACAGUCCUUUCAUUCAGAGUCUACCGGAGAACGAUCGGAAGGUUGCCCUGGAGGCUCUACGGAAAUAUAAGGAGGAUCAAGGCCCGUCAGCACCACAGCCUUCGCUAAAGGACGUUUUCGAUGAUGAGUUAGACGAUAUGCUUCAAGAGGAGUUUCAGAGCCUCGCAAAGGAACAAGAGGAUUGGCAGGACAGCGCGAGAACGAGACGAAAGCUGGCCUCGCAGAAGGCUCGAAAUGGAACACUUGCCGACCUUCAAGAUCACCCAUACUCUGCAAAGUUCAGAGGAUUUGUACAGCAAUUUUCAGAAAACCCAAAGGAGGAGCGGACAAGACAAGAGCUAUGGAAAUCCUACCGACGGUGCAAGCAGUCCGUUCCUGAUUUUCUGGAAGACCUCACCCCAGAGACAAUGAGCUUGAUCUGGGAGUCACAAACAACAGCACAAUUGACGAAGUCGACACGAUCUGUCCACCUACAGAAUCUUGUGAAAGACAUGCAAUCCGUUGGACAAUCACUCUCUAUCCCCCAAAUCCUUUCCUACAUCGAAGCGCUUCAUAGCGGAGGGGCUACAAACCAGGCAUUGGAGCAGUGGGAACACUAUCAAUCAGACCUGUCUCGAAAAAAAGAGGAUCUGGAGGAAUACUGGAUGCUAGGUGUUCGGCUCUUUGCAGCCGAGGAUAACCCUCAACGCGCUCAAGAUAUUGCAUUGGCAUUCCUUGCGAAUGAUCAAUCUCGACAGCCUCGCGUCCUUAUCCCAGUUAUUACGGCGUGGGGAAGACUGCCCGGAAAAGAAGCCGAGGUAAAGGCGUGGUCUUUGUACCUGCAACUGAAAACAUUUUUAGGCAUAGAUAUGACAAUGGAAGACUACGACCAGAUCAGCAUCGGUCUUCUAACAGCUGGCCGGCUGGACACUGCUGUUGCCAUAUUCAAGGACAUGAUGGUGACUGGACAAGAUCCAGCCAACGACUCGACCGCUCUCUACAAAUCAGCUCUCGGUCUUGCUGGAAAUCUUCAAGCGUCCAGCAUCAACGAACAAGCUGUGAACAAGGUAUCUCUAUCGGUACUCACAAUGCUCCCGCGACGCUUCCAGAACCGGUUCUUUUAUGCGAGCUGGAUGAAGAAGCUCAUUGGCAUGGGCGAUGUCGACUCGGCUGCGCUAGUCAUCGAGUUAAUGUACGAGCGAGGAGUCAAACCGGACACCAAGCACCUGAACGGAGUCAUGGCUGGCUGGUUACGUGAAGGCAAUGCGGCUGCACGAGACAAAGCAGAGCGACUUGGUUGGUCCAUGAUCCAACAUCGCGUUGAUGCCGCAUGGAAGCGUUUCCAGCCCGCAGAACAGUCCCCUCAAAUUCAGAUCAAGCACCCACAAACGAUCGAGUCAGGCCGUAUACCCAAAUUUUUACAGCGAGAAGUGCCACCAGCUAGCAUCGAGACUUUCUCUAUCCUUCUUCUUCAUUACACUCGCCGAGGCGACGAUGAUAUGGUCAAAUACCUUAUCAAGUGCCUUGGCGACGCACAUCUCCAGCCGAAUUCCUAUUUCAUGAACCAUCUCCUCUACUCAGAUCUACGAAAACAAGAUAUCCGCUCUCUUUGGACCAAGUUCGAGAAGAUGUCUGCAAGUAUUCGCCCCGACCUGGAAACCUUCGCAUGUCUUUGGGACUGCGCCAAGCUGCAAUAUGACCGUGGUCGUACUGCCUUUGACGCUGGAUUUCCAUCAGCCCGCCAACUGUACGCACGUAUGGCCCCAUGGUAUUCGCAGCUCUCACAGCACGCCCGUGCAAAUACCCGUUCGCAAUUCUCCAAGGAACUUUACGACCAGAUUGUGCGUUGCUUCUGCUUGUCCAAGGACCUCGGCGGCACCCUUGUUGCAUUGCAAUCUAUGCGAGAUUUGUUUGGCUACGCCCCCGACGACGUCACCGCUCGCCUGAUCGUGUUGCAGGUUGCCCGAUUAGCUGGUGUGCCGGCCGAUACGCCGAAACGCCGGCUUCGACGUCUGUCCUCUACGCCGCGCAGCAAGGAGAAUAUCGGUCAAGUCACUCGCCUUCUGGAAAUGCUGAGUGACCGGAAAUCGAUGGCUCUUAAAGCCCAGGGGUUGAGCGUUGAGCAGCUUGAUCCGCACGAGAAACAGCAAUACCAACUUGAGGUCAUGGCUAAUCUAUUGCGCAUUGUGCUUGCUCGGACAGACAACCUGGACCCUGUGCAGGUAGAAGCUAAGCUAGCUCAGGCUGCUGCGGAAAUGCAUGUGCAGGGUAUUGAUCUGGGGUCUCCUUUGGGCGUGAAUGACAGCCAACUGCUGUAG
This is a messenger RNA of Penicillium macrosclerotiorum, 2577 nucleotides long. Its product is annotated as pentatricopeptide repeat protein. Lineage: Eukaryota; Fungi; Ascomycota; Eurotiomycetes; Eurotiales; Aspergillaceae. The record is from RefSeq and is a predicted model, not a curated record. The transcript has a single exon. Gene Ontology annotation, molecular function: protein binding. Bases 1 to 2577 code for a protein of 858 amino acids.